Messenger RNA from Trichobilharzia szidati, 1402 nucleotides. The record is from the annotation of a GenBank genome assembly. NCBI's taxonomy places the organism in Eukaryota, Metazoa, Platyhelminthes, Trematoda, Strigeidida, Schistosomatidae.
GAUACACCUAUUUGUAUGCUUGUAGACCUCAGGUUGACAGACUCUCUGAAAUAAUAUUUAGGUAAUAUAUAUAUAUUUAGCCUAGAAUCUUUCUACACGAACACAAGGAUGUUGAGAUAUAUAUUUGAAAGACAUAGCUACUAAGUACACUUAUACGCCUGUAAUCAACAUUAAAAUCAAAUUUAUUUUUGGUAUUAUUAUUAUUAUCAUCAUCAUCCUUAUCAGUAUUCACAUUAUCAUUACUUAGAGACCCGCGGAAUUUCAAUAUCUCACACCUCUUAUUGUAACUAUAAUUAUCAUUACUACUCUUGCGUCAUAACACAUUCGAAAAGCAUCUUAGAAAAAACAUUUUCGCAUUCCUGUUCAGCUUCAGUGUACAAUAUAUAUCUAUUAACAUUACAAAUCAUAUUGAUUUAAUCAGUAAAAGCAACAAAGAAAUGAGUCGUAUAAAAACCUGUCCAUUUACUUUGAUCUGGAUCCUGUUUCUAUUACUGAUUAAUCAUUACACCGACGUCAUCCACUGUACUACAACUAAGAAGCUCUUUGGACAUGCUAACCUGCAAGGGGAUUAUAAUAUAAUGAAUGAAGAAGAAAAUGAUCUUUCACCGACAUUCCUUUAUACAAAAGUGCUUACAGCAGAUGAUCUGAUUGAAGUGCUUGAUGAAUUGAAUAAUUACGUCAGCCGUUAUGAUCAUCAAAUAGUCUGCGGUGAUCUACAAGCGAAAGAUGAGGUUUGUAAAAUGGCUAUCAACCAGUUGUCGUUAAAUUAUUAUCAAAACGCCCUGAAUACAACUCAACAUGGGUGGAGAUCGUAUGUCUGGCGACAAUCACAUAAUAAUCAGUUAUAUGGUGUUAUGCUGAUUCUUGAUCCGAAACAACGUGGCAAUGGGGGGAAUAAUCAUAAUAAUCAGAUGAAUAAAAUUCUAAAAGAAUCCACUCAUCAACGUGAUGUUUGUGCUAGCCUCUUCUUGGAAUCAGGAAGCAAUGAACGAUUGCGAUAUAUACGGCUACAUGUGGGUCCUGAUCGAUCGCUGCCUGAAUAUCAUAAGAAAAUUAUGUUGAGACAGUUUGUUGAAGAAAGUACACAAGUCUACUUAUGUACUGAAUACCAAGCAGCUGGGGUACAUAAAGUUGCUGUAUUCGCCAACAGACUGUCACUGGAACACUUCAUCAACUCAGGAUUUGAAGCUGUCGAAUGCGGCGCAAAGCUGUCUGAUAUUUGUGGGAAUGUAUGGUUCAAGAACAGAUGUCUCAUGGCACGGACAAUUACUGCUGAGGAUUGUCGAUCUGAAGAAUACUAAUGAUGAUCUGAUAAAUAACUAACUAACUAUAAAAUUUCUGGAAAAAAUUAUUAGCAAAACGAAUAAGAUAAAUAAAAAUUAUGUGGUCUCAUUUCACAGAA